This is a messenger RNA of Aspergillus glaucus CBS 516.65, 629 nucleotides long. RefSeq lists its product as uncharacterized. The transcript has 2 exons. The coding region runs from base 147 to 629 and encodes 160 amino acids. Gene Ontology annotation, cellular component: mitochondrion. The record is from RefSeq and is a predicted model, not a curated record. Lineage: Eukaryota; Fungi; Ascomycota; Eurotiomycetes; Eurotiales; Aspergillaceae.
CUUAGGUUCAGAGGCAGACUGAACCGACCGGUCAUGCAUCAUCCUGACUUCCAACCAAAUAAAAUUCUCCUGUCUGAAGCAAAGAAAUAGUCGGGUUGAUCGAUUGGCAGCACAGCUCCAUUCUUCCACUGGGCCUUGCAUCCCAGAUGCCGCGGUACUUCCAGAACUACGGUGACCCCGAAUCAGAAAGCCUUGAAAAACCCAAGCUUGAACUUCCUUCAGACUAUGACUCUCUAUCUCAUUCCAAGCAGAUAGCCGUACGCGAGACUAUCAGAAAAAGGGUGAUCCAUUACCUUUACGCUAUCCUAACGUCGCGGUUGAAUCCAGAGCACUAUAAUGCGAUAUUCAACCAAUCUGCUGUAGUGCGCCAGCGGCUUUUCGAGUUCGCGGUCAUUGAAGAUAUUAUCCAUCUUGGUGCAGAACAGGAAGAAGCCGAUACUGCUAUGGAGCAAUUGCGAGAGGCUGUGGGUGUAGGUGUAGACGGUUGGGUGUCGAACAAUGAUUUUGAAGCUUCCAAGGGAAAGGUGCAGGAAGUGAAAGCCAAGCUGCUGGAAAUGUGUGAUGAUCCUCUCGAGAGGACCAAAUUACAAGAUCAUUUCCCAUUUGAUGGCUUUGACGAGGAGGCCUGA